AUGAUCUCGAAUGCGGAUUGGGAAUACUGUUUACAAAAGUAUGGAGGAUUGUCUCUGUACUCCACAACCCGUCAGCCCGCAGCACACGCCGAUUGUGCAAACUGCUGGUGGGUAAAUGUCUACCGGCGUGCGCGCUGCUCAUUUAACCACCGUACUCCAGACCCCUUUGAACAACCUGUGAUCCCUAAUCCGGGCCUCUCUAACGUGAUUCCAGCCACGGGUCAAGAUUUUGACCGCCUGUUGGAGCCCAUUCAAGUGGCCACAGCUACACUCAUCCGAGAUUCUGCUAAUUAG
Penicillium vulpinum is the source of this 294-nucleotide messenger RNA. RefSeq lists its product as uncharacterized. The transcript has a single exon. The record is from RefSeq and is a predicted model, not a curated record. Lineage: Eukaryota; Fungi; Ascomycota; Eurotiomycetes; Eurotiales; Aspergillaceae. Bases 1 to 294 code for a protein of 97 amino acids.